Messenger RNA from Actinia tenebrosa (Australian red waratah sea anemone), 3300 nucleotides. Its product is annotated as von Willebrand factor A domain-containing protein 3A. The record is from RefSeq and is a predicted model, not a curated record. NCBI's taxonomy places the organism in Eukaryota, Metazoa, Cnidaria, Anthozoa, Actiniaria, Actiniidae.
UAUCGAUGAAGCGUUGUUUUGGGUUAAUACCUUAAAACCAUCAGGGGGGUGCAACCUACUUGGUGCACUAAAACAUGUCCUCAAGAGAAAGGAGAUUGACUCAAUUAUUCUGGUUCUAGGAAAUACGCCUGAUCAGAGUCCACAGAUAAUCUGCGAUUAUGUCAGGGAAUCUAUAGCUGGACGUUCUGUCCCAUUACAUACUGUGGCAUAUGACUGCACGGUGUCCAGUACCAAUAUUUUCCUGAAUGACCUUGCCGAACAGACUAAAGGCCGAUACCACUGUUAUGCUUCAACCAGUGAUGAGCAAAUAAUGACAGGUACAGACUUGAGUCUGUUGAAUAAUGAAGUGAAAAAAGCAAGACAAGUUCUGAAAAAGAUCCAGGAACUAAGAGCUGGAGCAUCUUUGAACCAAAGCUACUCCAUGGAGGAUAGGAGUAUGGACAGUUACGCUUUGGAAUCCUUUUCACUGGAAACCACAGAAAAUCAGAUUAUUUCUACCAGAAAUUUUACAGACAGCUCACCACUGGUAGUUGAGCACCCAUCAUUCCCGGCAAGAACAUCACAAGACUGGCUGCAACAACAUGGAUUAAAAGCUAAAGGUCUUAAUCUGUACCAAGUACUGGCACCUAAUGCAUAUUCCUAUGUGGAUGGAUAUAUCUCAUCUAUCAAUAGAAAAGUCCAGUCAAAAGUUCAUGAAAUGAGUAUGGCCCAGUUCCGAUGGCAUGAUGGAACAGUAAAGAAUGUACAUGUUGAUCCAACUCUACUUUUUGAUUAUCAGCGUCACUUGGAAGCAGCAGUUCAUUUGUACAAGAGAAGAACAGAAUGGCUUUCUGUUGGCUGCAGGAAGAUCUUUGGCACAGUCGUUGAGAAAAGGGUUGUGAUUAUCGUAGAUAUGUCAAUCUGUAUGUCACCGGCUGUUCUACGAUUAUACGAACACAUGAGGCUGUUACUAGAGCAACAAAUGGCUAACAAGACCAGUUAUAACGUUAUCUGUUUUGGUGACAAGGUGGAGAUGUUUCGUACUUCUAUGGUGGAACCUUCUCCGGAAUACCUGGAAGCAACUUGGAAAUGGUUUCUUCAGCGUGGCUGCAAAGGCAGUAGGAAUUUCCUGGACGCUUUCAGACUUGCUGUGGAAAACGAUGAAGAAUUAAAACAUGGAAUUGACGUUGAAGGGAUUUACCUGAUAACAAGUGGUGUUCCGGAUGAACCAAAGGAAAUUGUUUGCGGUUUUGUAAGCGAAGCUCUCGCAGGCCGUAAUACAACACUACACACGAUAUUCUAUGAAGUAGACGACGAAGAUGGACUUGUCGCCAUACCAGGAAGAUUCUGUGACCGAGUAGAUACCGCUGUCGUACUACGAGAGAUGGCCCACGUGGUACAAGGUCGUUUUCAUUGGUACAGAAAUGGAGCAAUUAUCGAGAGUGAUGAUUUGAGGACCGUUAUAAACGAGAUGGAUAAGGCAUUUAACUACUCACAGAAGACCGCAAUGCUCCUCGAGACUGUGCGAAGAAAAAAAGUAGAAACGACUCCAGACUCUACGGACAGUGAAAACCAACUAGUACCAAGACCUCCCUCAGCUAGUAAAACCAAGAUGGCUCUCACUCCACCAAGACACACUGCACUUACUAAAGCACGAAUGAAUUCUCUACAAGCUAGUUCCCAGUCCACGAAGAAGAGCAGACCACACAGCGCAUCGUCACAGACUAAGGAAUCGACGUUAAAAGCUUUGUGCUGGAAGCCUCCCACUGCUAAUGCUACAAGUACUUUGAUUCCUGUCCCUCCCGCGCCCAAGAAUUUCGUGGUGAAGGAAAGAAAGUCAAGCCUGGUGAAAGCCAGUCAACAGACGUUCUAUACAGAGGUCAAGAAUGAGACGGGAGCGGUGUACACCCAGUAUCCUACGAACAUCACGAAGAAGACACGAAAACCCAUAACACCGGCAUAUAUACCCGAUAAAGAAGAAGCAGUCACUACCAGAGAGUGGAUGCGACACUACAGCUUAUCUAAACUAAAACUCGACUUGAACAGCAUUGUGGGCACAUCUGAAUGUUCUCACGCCAAGGGUAAAGUACAAACUCUUGGCCAUUCAGUCCCUGCAAGAUACUGCACAAUCUUCCCGAGUAUCGAGGUCAAAGGUGUAGUAAAACACCUUCAUCUCCUGCCACAUGAGCUGCUUGACUACGAAGAACAAGUAGAGAAGGUUAUGAAGAGAUACGUCAAGAGAAUGCAGUGGUUGAUGAGCGGAAGCAGACGCGUAUUUGGGACCGUUGUCGAGAAAAAGGUGAUAGUGCUGAUUGACACAUCGGGCUCCAUGGUAACCAGCAUGGAUGAAUUGAAGCGAGAGUUAGCUGCUCUGAUGUGGGACCAGAUUAGAAAACACACCACCAAGUUUAAUCUUGUUAGAUUUUCAACGGAAGCGGUGCCAUGGAAACCCAAUUUAAUGUCAACCAGUGACGAGACAUGUCAAGAAGCAGUUGAAUGGGUUUCGGAGUUCGAAGCUAAUGGUUCCACGUGUACCCUAGAAGCGCUCCAAAGGGCUUUCGAUGACCCAGAGAUACAAGGAAUUUAUCUGUUAACGGAUGGAAAACCGGAUCAUAGUACAACCAUGGUACUUCGUGAACUAGCCAAGUUGAACUCAGCACGAAACGUUAGAAUCCACUGUACGUCCUUUAACUGUGAUGACAGCGCGGCAAACAAGUUUCUCCAACUUCUUGCGUCUCAAACCGGAGGAAGAUUUCACCGUUGUCAAGGAGACAGUGACGGUCAUGUGUUUACGCACAGGCUUCUGACGGACGGAUUUAGAGAUGACGAGCCAUUAAGCAUGCCAGUGUUCGAGGGAGACGAUUUGCGUCGACUUGCCAGCGAGAUCGCGUUGUGCAGAAAGUUCCUCAUGCAGGCGAGAUCUUACAGGGCGUUAUUCCCAGACAAAACAAAAGGUAAUAAACAGCAUUCAAGAUCAAAGUCUGUUGACAAUCUUCAAGCAAAAAAUGCGCCAUCCAGUAAUCAUGAAAGAAACCCGUCUGGGAUACUUGUCAGAUGAUGGUGGUGGUGCUGGUGAUAGUGAUGAUAUCGAUGCGGCGUGCCACAUUUGAACACUGCUAAUGGAUUUCGUACGAAAGUUCAUAGUUUCGUAGUGUAGUUAUUGUAAAAUAAGAGUGGAAGGAACGUUUGUAUUCUUAUAGAUAUAUUAUCCUUUGAAAGACAUUUCAUACUGGAUUGUACGUAUAUUUAACUAUAUUUCCAUUUCAUAAGAAAAGAUAUGUCAUGAUGAUGAUGAUGAUGAUGAUGAUUAAAAUAAGAGUC